AAGUGUGUGUAGCUAAACUGAUAAAGCUCAGGAUACCGUGUGUCCUCGCGAGCCCAAGAUAAACAAUACAGUCGUACAAAAAUUCCCAUGUCCAAACCCUAAUCGAAUUUUUCUCUCUUAAAUUAAUUUAAAACCUCCCAUAUUUUCACAAAAACCCUUACCCCCUUUAAUUCCCAUCUCAUCAAUUCCGAUAGUAACGGUUGUGGUAGAUUUCGUUCUCAGCCAUGGACUUGCAACGAGCUAUGCUUGACGAGCUAAUGGGAGCAGAUCGUAAUUUAACGGAUGAACAGAGAAAAGAUUACAAGGAAAUAACGUGGGAUUCGAGAGAGGUUUGUCCAUAUUAUAUGGCUAGAUUUUGUCCUCAUGACCUCUUUGUCAAUACCAAAAGUGAUCUCGGGCCGUGUGAUAGAAUUCAUGAUCCUAAGUUAAAGGAAAGCUUUGAGAAGUCUCCGAGGCGCGAUAGGUAUCAAUCCAAAUUUGAAUCUGAACUUGCUCAGCGUUGUGAGAAACUGGUCAUGGAUUUAGAUAGAAGAGUUAGACGUGGACGAGAACGGCUAGCUCAAGGGGAAGAACCGAUACCACCUCCUCCAUUGUCUGGUGAAAAGUCGGAACAGCUAUCCGUGGUGGAGGAGAAAAUAAAGAAUCUUCUUGGGCAAGUGGAGUCCCUUGGUGAAGCUGGAAAGGUUGAUGAAGCUCAAGCUCUUAUGAAAAAGGUGGAUGAACUCAACAUUGAAAAGAUCCUGAUUCAAACCCAGAAUGACAAAGUACUGGUGCUUCCCCAGGAAAAAAAGAUGGCCUUGUGUGAGAUUUGUGGUUCUUUUCUUGUAGCAAAUGAUGCUGCAGAGAGAACUCAGUCUCAUGUUGCUGGAAAGCAGCAUAUAGGUUAUGGCAUGGUUCGAGAUUUCAUCACAGAGCACAAAGAAGCUAGAGAGAAAGCAAAGGAAGAGGAGAGACUGGCUAGGGAGAAAGAAGCUGAAGAGCGGAGGAAGCAAAAAGAUAAGGAAAACGAGACGCGGAGGAGUGGUUCUUAUGAUAGGGACCGAUCUCAUGAGAGGGAUCGAGACAGGGAGAGAGACCGCUAUCAUGAUCGUGAAAGGUCACGAGAGUGGAAUGGUAGAGGUGGUGGUGAUGGAGGAAGAAGGAUGGAUUGGAGGUCACGAAAUGGAAGAGAUAGUGGCAGGGAUAGGUAUCGUGAGCGGAGUAGGUCAAGAUCCCCUGUCAGACAAGGUCACAAGAGAUCCUCUAGAAGUCCUAUUCAUCCAUACUAAACGGGUGUGUAGAUAGAUACCAAGCUAUUAAGAACAUGAGGUAGACUUUUUGAAUCUUGAAGUUAUUUAGCAUGUGUUUCUGGAGUCUUGAGUUCAGUCAGCAUUGUGGGUAAAGUUUUUUCUUGCUAUCUCACAGCUUUGUUGAGACAAUACCUUCCUUUCAUCAAUGUUAUAGAGGACAAAAUGGUUGAGGUAGGUAUAACUUGAUAUUGUUGUAUUUUUAUCUUGAUUUUAGGCUUUGGCUGAACUGAAUUUCUUUUACGCCAUUGUCUAUGGAACACUGCUGCCGAUAGAGAUGAUGAUUAUAUCAUAUAUGUCUCAUUUUCGAGGUAACACAUAAAUCUUGUUUCCAUCGUGGCCAGUUUCAAUAUCCUUGCUUAUCAUAGAUUUGAUUUUCUCGGUUCAUGUUGUGAUGUAAUUGUGUGUGCAUGCAUACACUGCCUCCUAUAAAACAAGGAAGAAAUGCUAAAACCUAUUGUGAUCGACCCUUAUAAAUGAAAAUGGUUUUGCAGGGUCAUCAUGCAUGUUCUUCAUAAAAUUAAUAUGAUCUGAGUGUAGCAUGUUAUUAUGUUGACAAUUUCUGCGGACUUCUCAUUCCUUUUCCGCCUUCAUGAAAUCAUAAUUGGACAUGAAUCAGUAAGACGGUGCACAGGCUGUGUACAUAGGCUGUUGUUAAGGCCAACGGGCAUUUGUUUUGGAGGGCAAUAGAUAUGAAAUUUUCAUUAUUCCUUUUCAUGCAGAACUGGGUCCCCUCUUUUACAGACUAGGGUAAUUUGGAGUCAAAAUUCAAAAACCAUUAUAGGUAACUACUUCUAUCUGCAGAACUAUUUUCAUAGCUUCGUAGUUGUGUCUGCAAAAGCGGAGCUGCUUUAAUAAUGUAUAAUUCACGGUUGAUUUAAAAUCUACUUCAGUGGACUGGGACACAAGGUUACGCUGCAUUGCAAAACCUAUGCUUACAAUAUUGGGGUACCUGGAGGUAACUCUAAAAUGCAUUUCAUAUAGUCUGUUAUCUAUUCGAGUUUGCAGGGAAGACAAGUAAUCUGGUGAACUUGGGCGACAUAGAUGCUGCUGAUAAGUGGGUCCUGAUAUUAAUAUAUGAUUGGUAAAACAUUUUGCUAUAUUGAGAGUUACAGUAGCUAUAAAGAAAUAAAGAACAAAAGAUACAGAGCUUGGAAGCAUGUAAUGCCUUAGUCCACUAUUGUAGCACGAUUAUGUUGCCGUAAUAUAUGCAUAUAUGAUUUUGCUGACAGUUUAUGAUCAGCAUGAGAA
Molecule: messenger RNA, 2537 nt
Organism: Mercurialis annua (annual mercury)
Lineage: Eukaryota; Viridiplantae; Streptophyta; Magnoliopsida; Malpighiales; Euphorbiaceae
Exons: 7
Coding region: 225-1268 (347 amino acids)
Biological process (GO): mRNA splice site recognition
Cellular component (GO): U2-type prespliceosome; U1 snRNP
Molecular function (GO): mRNA binding
Source: RefSeq, a predicted model, not a curated record